Molecule: messenger RNA, 573 nt
Organism: Emiliania huxleyi CCMP1516
Lineage: Eukaryota; Haptophyta; Isochrysidales; Noelaerhabdaceae
Exons: 2
Coding region: 1-573 (190 amino acids)
Molecular function (GO): transmembrane transporter activity
Source: RefSeq, a predicted model, not a curated record
AUGCGCACGCGCCUGCGCAAGCUCGUACAGCGCGUUGAACGUCUCUUGCUGCACGACCUCAUCAUCGCGGUUGGCGGCGGCAAAGGCGGCGAGUAUGUCAUCAUCGCCCUGCUGGUCUCGCUCGACUUCGAGUCCAUCCUCUGCAUCGACAACUUUUUCUCCGCCGCCGCCGCGGCGCUCGAGUUCGUCGCCCUGAUCAAGCUGCGCGUGUCGCGGCCUGAGCUCGCACGGGCCUACCACAUCCCCCUGAGCGGCACGCUACCGCUCUCCCUAUUUCUCUCCCUCCCGAUCGCGGUUUCCCUCGCCGUAUGCUACGUGACGCUUGUCGAGGCCGCCGACUCUGCGGGAAUCAUCGUUUGCGGCUUGCUGGUGGGAGUCGCGCUGUACCUGCCGUUUGCGCUGGGCUGGGCUGGCGAGAUGGAUUCGCGAAGGCUAUCGCGCGCGGCCGCCGAGGUCUCUCCAAAACAGGCCCCAACUGCGACCGGCGCCCUCCUGGGGUUCCACUAUGGGAGCCAGAGGACCGUGAGUCGUGUGGGCGCGAUCUCGUCACGAAGAUCAUCCGGACUGUUCUGA